This is a messenger RNA of Jaculus jaculus (lesser Egyptian jerboa), 6111 nucleotides long. RefSeq names its product zinc finger CCCH-type containing 13 (gene Zc3h13). NCBI's taxonomy places the organism in Eukaryota, Metazoa, Chordata, Mammalia, Rodentia, Dipodidae. The transcript has 19 exons. The record is from RefSeq and is a predicted model, not a curated record. Gene Ontology annotation, cellular component: nuclear speck. Gene Ontology annotation, molecular function: metal ion binding. The coding region runs from base 72 to 4997 and encodes 1641 amino acids.
CUCGGGGCCCAGGCGGCGGUGGCGCCCGAGGACCGCGCUCGCGAAGGGAGCUUGCGGAGGAGUAGUUCAAAAUGUCAAAAAUUAGGAGGAAGGUCACAGUGGAAAAUACCAAAACCAUCUCUGAAAGCACAUCCAGAAGACCUAGUGUAUUUGAGAGGCUUGGACCCAGCACUGGCAGUACGACAGAGACUCAGUGUCGUAACUGGCUGAAGACUGGCACCUGCCUCUAUGGAAACACGUGUAGAUUCGUGCAUGGCCCUUCACCACGUGGUAAAGGGUACAGCAGCAGUUACAGAAGGUCACCAGAAAGACCUACAGGUGACCUCAGAGAAAGAAUGAAGAACAAGCGCCAAGACGUGGAUACUGAGUCCCAGAAACGAAAUACGGAGGAAUCAUCCUCACCUGUUAGGAAAGAAUCUUCGCGAGGGAGACAUAGAGACAAGGAAGACAUAAAAAUUGUUAAGGAGAGAACUCCAGAGAGUGAAGAAGAAAACGUAGAAUGGGAAACUAAUAGAGAUGAUUCUGACAAUGGAGAUAUUAAUUAUGAUUAUGUUCAUGAGUUGUCAUUGGAAAUGAAGCGUCAGAAAAUACAGAGAGAACUUAUGAAGUUGGAACAAGAAAAUAUGGACAAGAGAGAAGAAAUUAUUAUUCAAAAGGAGGUUUCACCAGAGGUGAUUAGAUCAAAGUUGUCACCAUCACCUUCUCUAAGGAAGUCUAGUAAAUCUCCAAAACGAAAAUCAAGCCCCAAGUCCUGUUCAGCCAGCAAGAAGGAAAGGAAGACAUCUGCAGUGUCUUCUCCCAUGUUAGACCAGCAGAGAAAUUCAAAGAGCAGCCAAAGUAAAAAAAAAGGACCUCGUACACCCAGUCCACCCCCUCCUAUACUAGAGGAUAUUACUCUGGGGAAAAAAUACAAAGAGAAGUAUAAAGUGAAAGACAGAAUAGAAGAAAAACUAAGAGAUGGAAAGGACAGAGGACGGGAUUUUGAAAGACAAAGAGAGAAGAGAGACAAGCCAAGAUCUUCUUCCCCAGCAGGACAGCAUCAUUCUCCUAUAUCUUCUAGACAUCAUUCAUCAUCGUCACAAUCGGGAUCAUCUAUUCAAAGACAUUCUCCUUCUCCUCGUCGCAAAAGAACUCCUUCACCCUCCUACCAGCGGACAUUAACUCCAUCCUUACGACGUUCUGCUUCUCCUUAUCCGUCACAUUGUUUGUCUUCUCCUCAGAGAAAGCAGAGUCCUCCAAGACAUCGCUCUCCAAUGCGAGAGAAAGGGAGGCAUGAUCAUGAACGAACUUCACAGUCACAUGAUCGGCGUCAUGAACGGAGGGAAGACACUAGAGGCAAAAGGGAUAGAGAAAAGGACACUAGAGAGGAACGAGACUAUGAACAGGACCAGAGCUCUUCUAGAGACCACAGAGAUGAUAGAGAACCUCGAGAUAGUCGGGACCGGAGAGAUACUAGAGACCGCCGGGAACUAAGAGACUCCCGAGACAUCAGGGACUCAAGGGAGUUGCGGGAUUAUAGCCGAGAUACCAAAGAGAGCCGUGAUCCCAGAGAUUCCCGGUCCUCUCGUGAUGCCCAUGACUACAGAGACCGUGAAAGUAGAGAUUCUCAUCGAAAGGAGGACACAUAUCAGGAAGAAUCCCGGAGUUACAGCAGAAACCACUUGAGAGAAGAAAGUUCUCGGACUGAAGUGAGAAGUGAUUCCAGAAAUGAGUCUCGGAGUGAAAUCAGGAAUGAUCGGAUGGGCAGAAGUAGAGGGAGAGGUCCAGAAUUGCCUGAAAAGGGAAGUCGAGGCACAAGAGGUUCUCAAAUUGAUAGUCACAGUAGUAGUAGCAACUAUCAUGACAGCUGGGAAACUCGAAGUAGCUAUCCAGACAGAGACAGAUAUCCUGAAAGAGACAGCAGAGAUCAAGCAAGGGACUCCUCCUUUGAGAGACGACAUGGAGAAAGAGAACGUCGCGACAACAGAGAAAGAGAUCAAAGACCAAGCUCACCAAUUCGACAUCAGGGAAGAAAUGACGAGCUUGAGCGUGACGACAGAAGAGAGGACCGCAGAGUAGACAGAGUGGAUGAGAGAAGAGACGAAAGGGCUAGAGAGAGAGACAGGGAACGAGAACGAGAGAGGGAGCGGGAAAGAGAGAGGGAACGGGAGCGGGAUCGAGAAAGAGAAAAAGAAAGAGAACUAGAAAGAGAACGUGCGAGAGAACGAGAGAGAGAAAGAGAAAAGGAGAGAGACCGUGAAAGAGAGAGAGAUCGGGACCAUGAUCGAGAUAGGGAAAGAGAGAGGGAACGUGACAGGGAAAAAGAACGGGAGCGAGAGAGAGAAGAAAGAGAGAGGGAGAGAGAGCGAGAACGAGAGAGAGAAAGGGAGCGGGAACGAGAAAGAGCCAGAGAGAGAGAUAAAGAACGAGAACGUCAGAGGGAGUGGGAAGACAAGGACAAGGGCCGAGAUGACCGCAGAGAAAAACGAGAGGAAGUCCGAGAAGAUAGGAACCCCAGAGAUGGGCAUGAUGACAGAAAAUCAAAAAAGCGCUAUAGAAAUGAAGGAAGCCCCAGUCCCCGACAGUCUCCCAAGCGCCGGCGUGAGCACUCUCCUGACAGUGACACCUACAACAGUGGCGAUGAUAAAAAUGAAAAACAUAGGCUCUUGAGCCAGGUUGUACGACCCCAAGAAUCUCGUGCUCUCAGUCCAUCGCACCUCACAGAAGACAGGCAGGGCAGAUGGAAAGAGGAGGAUCGUAAACCAGACAGAAAAGAGAGUGCAAGGCGCUAUGAAGAGCAAGAACUCAAAGAGAAAGUUUCUUCUGUAGACAGACAGAGAGAACAGACAGAAGCUAUGGAAAGCUCCAGAGUGCGCACACAGGACAUGAUGAGCCACCACCACCCUGAGGAGCGUGAUGGAUCUGAUCGAGCCCAUGAUGAAAAUAAGAAAAAGGCAAAACUUCAGAAAAAACCAAUUAAGAAAAAAAAAGAGGAUGAUACUGGUAUAGAGAGGGCUAACACUGACAUAACAUCUGAAGAUGUUCAAGUCUUUUCACCAAAAAAAGCACAGAAGAAGAAAAAUGUUGAAAAGAAACGCAAACGAUCCAAAGGUGACUCUGACCUUUCUGAUGAAGAAAUAGCCCAGCAGAGUAAGAAGAAAAGAGGCCCCCGCACGCCGCCCAUGGUGGCCAAAGAGGAACUGGUUGAACUCUCCACUGAUAAGGACAGCAUGCUAGAGGAGGCACUGAAGAAAGAAGAUACAGCCUUCAGUGACUGGUCUGAUGAGGAUGUGCCUGACCGUACAGAGGGGACAGAACCUGAGCAUGCUGCCACCACUGCCACUCCUGGUAGCACACCUUCCCCUCUGUCUAAUCUUCUCCCUCCUCCGCCACCCGUAGGUACUGCUGCUGCCACUCUGGCCUCCUCCGUGGUGGCUGCCAGCUCUGCCUCUGCCUCAAGUAUCAGUGCUGCUUUCUCCAGUGAAGACUCACAUAGAAAAUGCCACAGGACCCGAGCGGAGAAAGUGGAGGUGCCUCACGUGACCUUGGAAGACACUCCACACCGCAGGCUGGUGGAUCAGAAGCGGAGCAGCAGCCUCGGGAGCAAUCGGAGCAACAGGAGUCACACCUCCGGUCGGUUGCGCUCCCCAUCCAAUGAUUCCGCUCAUCGAAGUGGAGACGACCAGGGUAGUCGAAAGAGAGUGCUGCAUAGUGGAUCAAGAGAUAGAGAAAAAACGAAAAGCCUGGAAAUCACAGGGGAGAGGAAAUCUAGGAUUGAUCAGUUAAAGCGUGGAGAACCCAGUCGAAGUACUUCUUCAGAUCGCCAGGAUUCAAGAAGUCAUAGUUCAAGAAGGAGCUCUCCUGAGUCUGAUCGGCAGGUCCAUUCAAGAUCUGGGUCAUUUGAUAGUAGAGACAGGCUGCAGGAACGAGAUCGAUAUGAUCAUGACAGAGAGAGGGACAGAGAGAGAAGAGAUCCAAGACCGAGAGAAUGGGACCGAGAAGCUGAAAAAGACUGGCCACGGACCAGAGAUCGGGAUAGAAUACGGGAAAGGGAGAGAGAACGAGACAAAAGGAGAGAUUUGGAUAGGGAAAGAGAGAGACUAAUUCCUGACUCCAUGGAAAGGGACAGAGAAAGAGAUCGGACUUUUGAGACUUCUCAAAUAGAGUCUGCUAAGCGCAGUGAGAUAAAGCUGGAGAGUGAACAUGAACGAGACCUAGAUGGCAGUUCCCGAGACUCUGCAGCUUUGGAUAAAGAAAGGAUGGACAGGGAUUUGGGGUCUCUGCAGGGAUUUGAAGAUACAAGUAAAUCUGAGAGAACUGACUGUAUGGAAGGAGAUGAUGAAUCCAAGUUAGAUGAUACUCAUUCAUUAGGAUCUGGUGCUGGAGAAGGGUAUGAGCCAAUCAGUGAUGAUGAACUGGAUGAAAUCCUGGCAGGUGAUGCGGAAAAAAGAGAGGACCAACAGGAGGAAGAAAAGAUGCCAGAUCCAUUAGAUGUGAUAGAUGUGGAUUGGUCUGGUCUUAUGCCAAAGCAUCCAAAAGAGCCCCGAGAGCCUGGGGCUGCACUGUUAAAAUUCACACCUGGAGCCAUUAUGCUGAGAGUUGGGAUUUCCAGAAAGUUGGCUGGUUCAGAGCUCUUCACUAAAGUCAAAGAAACCUGUCAGAGACUUUUAGAAAAACCCAAAGAUGCAGACAACCUUUUUGAACAUGAGUUGGGAGCUCUCAACAUGGCUGCGUUGCUACGUAAAGAAGAAAGAGCAAGUCUUCUUAGUGACCUUGGGCCUUGCUGUAAAGCACUGUGCUUCAGGAGAGAUUCUGCAAUCCGUAAACAGCUUGUUAAAAAUGAAAAGGGCACUGUCAAACAAGCUUACACAAACACUCCAGUGGUGGACAAUGAGCUACUACGAUUGAGUCUUCGGCUAUUUAAGAGGAAGACUACUUGUCAUGCUCCUGGACAUGACAAAGCUGAAGAGAAUAAACUAUCCCAGUCCAGUAUCCAGCAGGAACUGUGCGUGUCUUAAGGAGGUCGUUCAGUGUGGCUCAUGGGGUAUGGUCUUCCUUCAGCAGCACUUACUUAUUUUCAAAGUUCUUUGGUUGAAAACCUUAUUAGUAACAAAGGCAGAAAGGAUGUAUCAGCCAUGCUAAAAGUGUGAAGAACUUUGAUCUUUAGAGAUACUGUUUUGGCUAAUAUUUACAUUAAUUUUUAUAUAAUACUUGAUACUCAAGCAAAAUAAUGUGAAAGCAUCUAGAUUCAGUAGUUUAGCCUGUGUCUUUUAUUGAAAUGGAAGAUGUGGAAAAUUAUCAUCCUGCUCUUCCAGGCUCUGAACACUUGUUAUGAAAUGGAACACUGGAUUAUUUUCUGGAUCAUCUGUACAAAAACAACAGUUUGUUCAGAAAUGAGGUCUUCAGAGUCCUUGCACGUGUUGUGCAAAAUCCAUGUUGCACAGACAUUUGGAAGGAAGCACUGGCCCAGCAUAGUGUGUCCAUAGACAAAUCUCCAGCAGAAGGAAGCCAUUUUUUUUUCUUUUGAAGAUUUUAAAAUAAAUUACUUCAUAGGUCUUUGAUUUUUUUUUAAUGUGUGUACAUUGUUACAUUGUAUAUUGGAUUUCAUUAGAUACAGAAUAGGUUUUUGUGGUUUAUCAUCAGAGACUGUACUGUUCAUUUUUAAUAAAUGCACCUUGCCUUCCUUUAUUCUAGAUUUACUUUGUUCUUUAUUAAUCAUAUUAUUGAUAUUUUGAAGAAAUGUAUUGUCAGUAUUAUAAUUUUGUGCUUCAGAUGUCUUCUAGCUUAUGUCUUUAUUACUGGACAGCUGUAAACAAUGUAAGAAGAUUUGAGGAGGCUCUUCAAACAUAGUUGAGUAAUUCUUGAAUUAAACCAAGAGUUAAUGAACCUAUGUAAUAAGUUCUACCAUAUUUUUUAGUGCUGUACACACUAGCUACAUUAAUCUGCCUCCAUUCUGUAAAAUAUAUAUGUAUGUGACUUUUUAAUUACAGAGUAACUUGUGCUCUGUACCUCUUUAACUCAUGAUGUGGACUUUUCAAAGGAUUUUGAAUGGGUUGCCUGCUACAGACUUCUGGGCAAACUGUAAUUGUAGUAGUCAUAAUAAUAUAAGAAUAAAGGAAACAUUGUAAGGUA